CACGCUGCUCAUAGAGGUGGCGCUAGCAGCUAGUUCAGUUGAUCUGUCAGCCCGGAUCUAAACACACACACACACACACACACACCGCUGGGCACUGCUCUCUUCCGGAUUGCUCUCCUCUGAUGGCUGAAGAAGACCCUCCCAUGUGAUCUCAACUUGGCACUCUCCAUCGAGGACAGAAGCACGGCUCAUGCUGCCACUGUAGAUAUGCAAUUUCUAUGCUACUGAGACAUUUGUCUCAUUGUCCUGGAGCUGCUUCGGGGGCAGAGUUGAAGCUUGAUUACCAAAAGCUGCUGCUCUGAGUCAAGUUGGAUUUUUUUUUCUCUGCCUGUUCCUUUGCACUGUCCCAGCAUAGUGGGCAAACUGUAUGGCACUGGAGGCCAACUGAGCCAAGGGGGACUCUGGCUGUACUGGAGGAUUAGUCUGCUGUGGGAGUGGGGACUGGACCAGGAGAGCAGGCCCACAGAGACGCACAUCAUGCUGCAGGGACACUAAGCUCCCUGUUUAAGCCCCCUCUGUGUGGCACUUGUUUUUUUUUCCUUUUCCUGCAAUCUCAUCGGUUUUGGAUGGUUGAGCACAAGGGCUACUUUGAAGGAACCCACCGGUGGCUGUGGUUUGGCCAAAGCUGACAUACUUUUUGCCAGCUAUUGCUGAUUUAGUAUCCUUGUCCACUGCUCCCAAUGCUUUAGCCCCCUUCGCUUUGGUCUCCAGUAUGUUGAGUGGUGUCUGGAGGCAUUGCAGGAGUGGAACUGAACCAUUAAUACCGUUGUAGCUGGUUACUUUCCGUCAUAUAUUUUGCACUGUGAAAGAUUGCUGGAACACAAUUUCAAGGACUUUUUUUCCCCCUCUGGUGGAACAAAACACCCAAGUCAAGGUUAUUUUUCAAAUUUAAAUCCCGGAAACAAGACGGCUCCAGAGGAGGAUGAAACUGAGGAAACAGGUGACAGUGUGUGGAGGGGCCAUAUUCUGUGUGGCUGUAUUCUCUCUGUAUCUGAUGUUGGAUCGAGUCCAACAUGACCCUGCAAGGCGACAGAAUGCAGGGAAUUUUCCAAGGAGCCAAAUCUCAGUUCUCCAGAACCGGAUAGAGCAGCUGGAGCAGCUCCUGGAGGAAAACCACCAAAUCAUCAGCCACAUAAAAGACUCUGUAAUGGAGCUCACAGACACAGGAGCUGUGUCUCCCAGUGGCCACCUGCCAUUCAGAAGUGCCAAUGGCUCCUGGGUACUGCCAUUUGAUGGUCGCCCCACUUUCCUCGCUGUCAAACCCCAGGAUUGCCAGAUAGCUGGAGACAGCGGUGCUCAAGCCGACGUUCAGAUGCUGGAUGUUUACUCAAUCGUGAAGUUUGAUAACCCGGACGGUGGUGUAUGGAAGCAGGGUUUCGAAAUAACUUAUGAGCCUGACGAGUGGGACAAGGAGCCUCUUCAAGUCUUUGUGGUCCCUCACUCCCACAAUGAUCCAGGUUGGAUCAAGACUUUUGACAAGUACUUCACAGACCAGACGCAGCACAUUUUAAACAACAUGGUGGUGAAGUUGGCUGAGGAUCCUCGCAGGAAGUUCAUCUGGUCUGAGAUUUCGUUCUUCUCCAAGUGGUGGGAGACUGCAGACAAACAAAAACAGGAGGCUGUGCGCAAGCUGAUCCAGGGAGGGCAGCUUGAGAUUGUGACAGGAGGCUGGGUGAUGACGGAUGAAGCCAACGUUCACUACUUUGCCAUGAUAGACCAGCUCAUCGAAGGCCAUCAGUGGCUUGAGAGAAAUCUGGGUAUAACCCCGCGCAGUGGGUGGGCGGUAGACCCCUUUGGUCACAGUGCUACGAUGCCCUAUCUUCUGAAGAAGGCCAACCUGACCAGCAUGCUGAUUCAGCGAGUCCACUACUCCAUCAAAAAACACUUUGCCUCCACCCGCAGCCUGGAGUUUAUGUGGAGGCAGGCCUGGGACACUGGAUCGGGCACGGACAUGUUUUGCCACAUGAUGCCGUUCUACAGCUACGAUGUGCCUCACACCUGCGGACCCGAUCCCAAGAUCUGCUGCCAGUUUGAUUUCAAGAGGUUACCGGGUGGUCGGAUAAACUGCCCCUGGAAAGUGCCACCAAAACCUGUGGUGGAGGCCAACCUAGCAGAGAGGGCAAAUCUGCUCCUGGAUCAGUACCGUAAAAAGUCCAAACUCUACCGCAGCAAAGUGCUCCUGGUCCCGCUGGGAGAUGACUUCCGCUACGACAAGGCCUUGGAGUGGGAUCAGCAGUUCACCAACUACCAGAAGCUGUUUGACUACAUGAAUUCUCACCCAGAGCUGCACGUACAGGCUCAGUUUGGGACGCUCUCAGAAUAUUUCGAUGCUGUAUACAAAGCACAGGGAGUGGCCCAGGGAUCCAGACCUCCAGACUUCCCGGUGCUAAGUGGAGAUUUCUUUGCCUAUGCAGACCGUGAAGAUCAUUACUGGACCGGCUACUUCACCUCUCGUCCCUUUUACAAGAGCCUGGACCGGGUGAUUGAGUCGCACCUCAGGGGGGCCGAGAUCCUUUACAGUCUGGCAGUUGCGAAUGCUCGACAUGUGGGCAUGGAAGGACGCUACCCAGUUUCAGACUAUGCUCUGCUGGUCGACGCCAGGCAGUCGGUUGCUCUCUUCCAGCAUCACGACGCCAUCACUGGCACCGCCAAGGAAAAUGUUGUCGUUGACUACGGCACCAAAUUACUGCGGUCGCUCAUUGGUCUGAAGAGGGUAAUCACUAAUGCUGCUCAUUUCCUGGUCAUGAAGAACAAAGAGUUUUAUCGCUUUUACCAGACCGAGCCCUUCCUGGAGACGGAUGAUCGGCGUGCUACUCAAGACUCUCUUCCUCAGCGCACUUUAAUCGAGCUGGACCCAGCAGGGCCGAGGUACAUGGUUCUGUUCAACCCUGUGGAGCAUGAGAGGCUGUGUGUGGUGACUGUGUUGGUCAACACGGUCAGGGUGCGGGUGCUUACGGAGGAUGGACAGACGCUCCCCGUGCAGCUGAGUGCUCAGUGGAGCUCUGCCAGUCAAAUGAGUGCAGAAGUAUUUGAGGCAUCGUUCAUGGUUCGCCUGCCGCCUCUGGGUCUGGCUGUCUUCCAUCUUUACGACUCUCCGGACUCGCCCAUGACGCUCCGCUCCGACACGCUGCUCAGGCUGUCUGGAGGGGGGGUCAGUGCUCGGGGCACGGACUCGCUUUCUGUCCGCUCUCAGCAGGCUGACCCUCAAACCUUCUACAUCAGCAGUCAGGCUCUCACACUUGGCUUCUCUGGCACCACGGGUCUGCUGGAGAGCAUCAAGCAUAAAGAUGAUCCCCAGGAAGUGAAGGUUCAGAUGCAGUUCAUGGUUUACGGCACUCGCCCCUCCAAAGACAAAAGUGGAGCGUACCUCUUUCUACCUGACGGAAAAGCCAAGCCCUACCACCAGAAAGAAUCACCUGUGGUGCGCGUUGUGGAGGGGCCCCUCUUCUCCGAGGUGGUGGCACACUACCAGCACUUCCAGCAGACCGUUCGCAUCCACAAUGUGCCAGGGGUGGAUGGUUUGUCUGUAGACUUCACCACUACGGUGGACAUCAGAGAUCAGACCAAUAAGGAGCUCGCCAUGCGCCUGGUUACCGACAUCCAGAGUGGAGAUGUCUUCUACACAGACCUCAACGGCUUCCAGAUGCAACCUCGUCGCCACCAUCUGAAGCUUCCCUUGCAGGCCAACUUCUAUCCCAUGCCCAGCCAGGCGUACAUCCAGGACAGCCACCACCGCCUCACACUGCACACGGCUCAGUCUCUGGGCGUCAGCAGCUUGGAGAGCGGCCAGCUUGAAGUGAUAAUGGACCGGCGCUUGAUGCAGGAUGAUAAUCGUGGACUCGGCCAGGGCCUGAAGGACAACAAGAAGACCGUCAACCACUUCCGACUGCUGCUGGAGAGGAGAUCAAUGGGCAACCAGUAUGAAGGUUUCUUUGCCAGAUUCUCAUCCUUGUUUAGUUCUUUCCUCUCCAAAUUUUUGAUUGAUGGAUUUCAAGAGAUGAUGGACAGUGCAACAACCAGCUUCCCGUCUAUACUCAGUCACAUAACCAACGCCAUCCUGAACCACGAGGUGCUGGCGCUGCCCGUCUUGCCCAAAAGACGCGGCAUCCCUCCUCUGCAGACCUUCGCCCCUCUCAAGUCCCUCCUGCCCUGCGACUUCCACCUGUUGAACCUGCGCAGCAUCCAGAGCCAGGAGGACCCCCACUCUCCGUCUCCAUACGCGGCCUUGAUUCUUCACCGUCUGGCGCUGGACUGUGGCCUUGAGGCUCAGAAUCUGGGCUUUAACUGCACCACCACUCAAGGACAGCUGAGUGUAUCGGGACUGUUCAAGAACCUGGACCUGCAGCUGCUCCAGCCCAUGUCCCUGACCCUGAUGCACUCCGGCACGCCUCUGACCAACGACUCCGCCAUCAGCCUCGACCCCAUGGAGAUCUCCGCCUUCAAGCUCAAACUGCGCUAAGAGCCGUCCACACCAAACGAGGCAAUACAAAGGAAAAAAAAACUAACCCAGCAGACUCCUUGGACCAAGAACCAGUCCCACGCUGGGGCGGCGGACUGGGUCUGUGGUCUCUCCGUUUUGUCAAGAAGAACAACGAACAAUACAGCUCGGAGAGGGAGGGUCCACUGUAACAGGACUGACUGCACAGCAGGGGGCAGGCGACAGCUUGUUACUGUGGACAUCUCUGAGAGCAGCUAACACCCUGGUGAACUUGCAGCUGCUCUGAUACGAGCAGGACUGAGUCAGUCGUCGGAUACGAGCUGGUAUCUGUUCAUCUCCAUCAUCGAACAUGAAAUCUCAUUUAGUUCUGCUUUGUAAGAACCUUUUCUACCUUCGCUCCAUCCUGGACUGAACUACUGAAUGUAAAUAUCCCAAAUGAUUAGUUGGGGGCAUGGGUGGGGGGUGUGAGACUUGUGCCACAUCAGAGCGCAAUUUACAGAGCUUUAUAUGGUGUAUGCAUUUUUAAGUUUAAUUUGUUUAUUUUAUGUACGGCAGUGAAGUCACACAUCACAGCAGUUUGUUCUUUUUGUACUUAUAGAUCUACUGUUGACUGCAGAGGUUUUUGUUUUAUUUUAAUUUUACCCGACAGACUCGAAUGCAGCAAAGAGAAUGUGUGGUCUCUCCAUCUCAGCGGCCAGGAGACCCGAGCUACGGCUCUUAAAGCUGCCGGAGUCCCAGGUCGGGCCCCACACGACGACAAUGUGACCAUGAAUCAUAUCAGACAACUGUUCUGUCCCCUGGUUGUUUUCUUGUAGAUAGUUCAACGACCUUGCCCCCCCCCCCCCCCCCCCCCCUCUUUUCCUGUCCUAUACCUCAUAUAUACCACAAUUCAGAUACAUCUGUGUGUUUGUGUGCAGAGAAUGAUGAUGUGAAUACUUGAGUUUCUCUUAAUUUUGUGUUGGCAUGUGUCAACACUAUCAGGGACCACUCAUAGUUUUGUUAGGCAUCAUGGAUCAUUGUCUGUGUCGAGCGGUUUGUCAGAUCAUUGUAGAAGAAAAGAAACUUCCUGUUUAGUCAAAGUAAAGGAGAAGUUCACCCAACUUGCAAUAUAAAGUCUUGUUUUCCUGUACAGACACUUUGGAGUGUUAGGAAAUUCAUUUCUCUGGAGCCUGAGGGGAAUUUUUUAACAGAGUAAAGCAAACUCUUAUUUAAGAAGCGGAAACAGCAGAAGAUUUGGCUUUUUUGCUUAGCAGAUGUCAAUUGAUGAACUUAAUUUCUUUUGAUCACAGCAACACUAUUAUAAUCUUUUCAAAUCCCUAAAUAAUGGCGACGAAUGGAAUAAAAAUGUUGUUGCCCAGUGCAGUUUAAAAUUUCAACAAAUGUGACACAAACUAGUCUGCAGAAAAGGACUAAACUAAUUCUGUGUCUGUUAAUCUUUAGUGUUUCUGCUGAAGCGUUGACCAAAUCAAGUGUUCUCCAGGCAAACCAUAUAUAAGCUAGAAAAAAAUACUUUUGUUAGCUGUGGACAUAAACUAAUGGACCACAAUGCAUUGCACAUAGAUAAUUAUGAGAAGCUUGGCACAGCUGAACAAUAUGUGACAAGUCUUCAGGGGAAAACCUGGAAUUUUGGGAAAAAGUUGAUUUCAUAUUUGUCAACAUGUCUCUUCAGUAGAAGGCUGAGUGUGUGUGUGUAGCUCUAACACUUCCUGCUUCUUUCAUUGUGCACAUGAUUGUUUUAUUAGAGUCACUACAUAGAGGUGUAUAGAACAGCUGCUAUGUUUGAGACUCUGUCAGUCAGACGGAGACGAAGCUGUUGAAUUCUUAACAAAUGUUUUUUUUUUUUUCAAUGUGCAAGUUUCAGAGAUGGAUUUCUCUGCAUGGCUACAUUCCACUAGAAUCCUGCUCGGUGUAAUUUGGGUGAACUGACCCUUUGGAAAUGUGUUAGAUUAAAUGCCACACAGGAGGAAGAGGUUUUCUUUGAAUCAGCUGCAUUUCUUUUUUUACCUUCAGCUCCACUGUGCUUAUUAUUCUGAGGCUGUUGCAGCUCAGGCAACUUUGACAAGGCUCAGAGAAUAGUCCGGACCCUUCUCUGAGCCGUGUGCGUGUGCGGUCAUCAUCAUCUUUGUUCGAACGCUGAGGCCGGACGUUUCUCACAGACAAACCUGUGUCACAGUUUGUACUGCACCACUAGUCUUCCCCUGUUGCCAUAACCGCUCAUCUUCAUUUUCCACAGGAGCUCUGCUGCUCCUCCACCAGUCCCGAUAUCUGUUCUGCCACAUAGUUUAAGCCCCCCCCCCCCCGGCUGCAGUUAACAUGUCAGUCAGAAAACACUUCGCUGCAUCAUGAUUGGCACUUUCCCCUGUCGUCCUAUGACCUCGUACCAUCCCUCCCCUGCUGCCUCAGUAGGCGUCUGACUCUCUGUAUAAAUGUCUAUUUCUUUUUGUCUUUUUAUUUGAUAUCUGUUGUAGGGCUGUCAUUUUUUGUUUUGUUUGUUCAUAGGUAAUAUAUGAAGUUGAGGUCUCUGUUUUACUGAUGACAGAAUAAAGCUGCAGUAGAACUACAGCGGAGACGGGGCGUGAAUACAAAAAAUCCAAAUACAA
This is a messenger RNA of Pleuronectes platessa (European plaice), 7038 nucleotides long. RefSeq names its product mannosidase, alpha, class 2A, member 2 (gene man2a2). Bases 923 to 4459 code for a protein of 1178 amino acids. Gene Ontology annotation, molecular function: carbohydrate binding; alpha-mannosidase activity. The record is from RefSeq and is a predicted model, not a curated record. Gene Ontology annotation, cellular component: Golgi membrane. Gene Ontology annotation, biological process: protein deglycosylation; mannose metabolic process; N-glycan processing. NCBI's taxonomy places the organism in Eukaryota, Metazoa, Chordata, Actinopteri, Pleuronectiformes, Pleuronectidae. The transcript has 24 exons.